CGGACGCUGAGGCGGCGCGCGACGCUGAGGCGCCGCGCGCGGUGAUGACGUAAUCGCGGCGCCACGUCGACUCUGCGGCCAAGAUGGCGGCGGCAGAAGGCGGCGGGGCGGCGGCGGCAGCCGAGCCUCUGUUUGCAGGCCUGGCAGACGUGUCCAUAUCUGAGGACAUCCCGGUGGAAGGGGAGAUCACGGUUCCCGUGGGAUCCCAUUCCCCAGAGGAAGAUUUCUCCACGCUGGAUGAACCCGUCAGGGACACCAUUCUGAGAGAUCUGAAGGCUGUUGGGAAGAAAUUUGUCCACGUCAUGUAUCCAAGGAAGAGCAGCGCACUCCUCAGGGACUGGGAUCUUUGGGGGCCUUUGGUGCUUUGUGUCUCACUUGCUCUGAUGCUGCAGGGGGGAUCAGCAGACAGCAAGGAGGACGGAGGGCCCCAGUUUGCUGAGGUCUUUGUCAUCAUCUGGUUUGGUGCCGUUGUCAUCACACUAAACUCAAAGCUCCUGGGAGGAACUAUAUCUUUUUUUCAGAGCCUGUGUGUUCUGGGUUACUGCGUCCUGCCCCUGACGGUGGCGAUGCUGGUGUGCAGGCUGGUGCUGCUGGCAGGCUCUGGCACUGUCAGCUUCAUCAUACGCCUGAUUGUAGUGAUUGCUAUGUUUGCCUGGUCCACGUUAGCAUCCACAGCCUUCCUGGCUGACAGCCAGCCUCCGCACCGCAAGGCGCUGGCCGUGUACCCCAUCUUCCUCUUCUACUUCGUCAUCAGCUGGAUGAUUCUCACCUUCACACCCCAGUGACGUCCGGUCAGAGGAGACUGUGUGACACAGCCUGAAGUCUUGCACGGACGCUGCAGUUGAUGUCGGCUUUGUCUCUUGUUAAUUUAUCUAUGGAGGUGGUCUAACGAGGCUGCUUGUGGGAUAAAGCCAAGAACUGCAAGACUGGUCGCGUGUUCUUGAGAGAGAUGGAAGUCCGGCUACUGAGUUUUUUUUGUUUAAUUAGCCCUGCUCUUUAGUUGUGUUGAAUAAGAAAUGCACACUGUGACAGGGAAUAUUCUGCCUGAGGAACAGAGGGAGAGGUCUUGGGACUUCAGGAGCCUGAUGGUGAAGUUACAGGAUCGCACUGCCUGGCAGGGUUCUUGCUCACGCUUGGAUUCUUGCUCAGGGCAACAUGCCUUACAUUACUGUUAUGUGUUGGGUGGGUAAGGAGGAAUUUGUUUGACUACUGUCCUUUUUCGUUCACUUAAAGAGCGGAGAAAUGUAUAUAAAAUGCAUCACAAGA
Messenger RNA from Lagopus muta (rock ptarmigan), 1266 nucleotides. RefSeq names its product Yip1 domain family member 6 (gene YIPF6). Gene Ontology annotation, cellular component: membrane; trans-Golgi network. Lineage: Eukaryota; Metazoa; Chordata; Aves; Galliformes; Phasianidae. The transcript is spliced from 7 exons. Bases 84 to 785 code for a protein of 233 amino acids. Gene Ontology annotation, biological process: endoplasmic reticulum to Golgi vesicle-mediated transport. The record is from RefSeq and is a predicted model, not a curated record.